UCAGCCAAUGGGGCCUCGCGGCCGGCUGGCGGGGCUCGCCAUUGGGGGACCGGGAUGCGAGCGAGUGGAGCGCCGGGGGAGGAAGCGGAGGUGCAGGUCGGAGAGGCCGGGCUAGCCGAUCCCAUUGCGGGAGCAGCUGCAGCGGCUAGGCAGCAUCCAGCGGCGUGCCAGGCGGCCCAGCCCGUUGCUUUUACUUUUUUGCUGCACCGACGUAGUCAUUAUGCCGAAGAGAAAGUCUCCAGAGAACACAGAGGGCAAAGAUGGAACCAAACUCACUAAACAGGAGCCCACAAGACGGUCAGCCAGAUUGUCAGCGAAGCCUGUUCCGCCAAAACCCGAGCCUAAACCAAGAAAAACAUCUGCUAAGGAACCCGGAGCAAAGAUUAGCAGAGGUGCCAAGGGGAAGAAGGAGGAAAAGCAGGAAGCUGGAACGGAAGGUACAGCACCAUCUGCAAAUGGUGACACUAAGGCUGAAGAGAUCCACAUCUCUCGUUCCACUGUUAAUGUGUCAGCCUGCAGAAGUCCCCCACCCAGCACACUGUCAGUAAAGGGGCAGAUUGAAACAGCACAGAGAACUGAAUCUAUAGAUACCGAGGGAGAAUGAAUUGUUGUGGAAAACGGGGCUUGAUUUCACGGACCUCUUGGGACAACUUUUAAAAGCUAUUUUUACCAAGUGUUUUGUAAAUGCUAAUUUUUUAGGACUCUAUUAGUUGGCAUAAAAUAUAUAUAAAGAUGGACAUUUUAUCCUCUUAUGGUGGUGUUUUUUGAAAAUUUCCAUCAUCUUCAAGUAAAAUAAAUAACCAAUUUAAUAUCGGAAGCUGUGUGUAAAAUGGAUUCAGCAUUCCAUGCCCUGGCUUUAAAAAUUUAGUCCUGUGCAUACUGUGGUGUUUUUACUGUGCAUAUUUGAAUUUUUCAUGCAGUUUUUCUAGAGCAAUAAUCAGUGGUGCUUUUGUGCCUAGGUUUUAUGUGAUUUUAAUGAAAUAUGGAUAGUUGUGGAUACCUGCUGACUAUUUGUGGUUUAAAAUAAAAAGGUUUUCUUGUCUGCAAAAUA
This is a messenger RNA of Peromyscus leucopus (white-footed mouse), 1051 nucleotides long. It is a transcript of the gene Hmgn3, whose product is annotated as high mobility group nucleosomal binding domain 3. Bases 221 to 604 code for a protein of 127 amino acids. The transcript is spliced from 7 exons. Gene Ontology annotation, biological process: chromatin organization. Gene Ontology annotation, molecular function: nucleosomal DNA binding. NCBI's taxonomy places the organism in Eukaryota, Metazoa, Chordata, Mammalia, Rodentia, Cricetidae. Gene Ontology annotation, cellular component: nucleus; chromatin. The record is from RefSeq and is a predicted model, not a curated record.